Messenger RNA from Paramuricea clavata, 19364 nucleotides. The record is from the annotation of a GenBank genome assembly. Lineage: Eukaryota; Metazoa; Cnidaria; Anthozoa; Malacalcyonacea; Plexauridae.
AUGAUACUAAACUCAUUGGUUCAUGUAUACACCGUGGAUAUCAUAUAUACUAAAGGUUUGUAAGGGCAAUUAAGAUUCUACUACUUUAUAAUCACCAGGACAAGAAUCCCAUAUUGAUGCCAACCCGAGAAUGACAAUAGUUUUAACAUUUAAAGACACAAACACACAUUCACACACAUAUAUUUGAACUAAUAUUAACAUGAAAAUUGCAUAAAAUUAACCUUAAAGGCCAGUUCAGCCAUUUGAAUGAUGGUUUUUAAGGCGCAUUUCAGCCCUUUUUAAUUGAAAAAACUAACUAGGAAAAUCAAUUUAGCAUGCAUAAUUCAAGAUCAGCAAGCUUAAUGUCUUUAGCUAUAAAAAUGUUUUAAAAUGUUAAAAACAUUAAGUUUGCUGAUCUUGAAUUAUGCUUAAUUGAUUUUCCUAGUUAGUUUUUUCAAUUGAAAGGGCUGAAAUGCGCCUUAAAAACCAUCAUUCAAAAGGCUGAACUGGCCUUUCGUCCUAUUUUUUGUAAAAAAGCUGACGUGGCGAUUAUUCUCUGUAUACUGUACCUCAUGUCAUAUUUACGUGUAGAAAACUAUAUAUAUUAUCUGUUGACGUGACGUCAUAGUUACACGUAGGCCAACAGCCAAUCCAAACGGAGAUUCUAUACACGUAAUACAUAUUUUUCUUCACACUGCAGAUGGUGUCAUCAAGGCUUGGGAUUAUUCCACUGGUGAAGCUGGAAAAUCUGUGCGUUCCGUUCACGAACACGAAGGUUUUGUCACGGCAUUUCUUUUCUGGUAAGGAAGAUUGAAAGAAAAUGGGGGAUUUAAUCAGAUAUAGAGCAUAGCUAAUCAGUUCAAUAAACUCACUGCGAGUAUUAAUCGAUAAAAAACAUAUAAUAAUUAAAAAAAUGCUUCUCAAAAAUAUAAAGAAAGAAAUAAUUCUUCGUGGAUGUAAUCAUGUUCUAUGUCGGAUAGACAAUGAUCACUUGUGCGUGGGAUAUAAACUCCCUUGAACUAUAAUAAUUCGGGAGUCUAUAUCCCAGCGGACACACAUGAUCAUUGCUUCUCCUGUACAUGGAGUGGAAAAUUUUAUUUUUGCGACGAUAUGAUAAACAUCAUUGGAUGAGGUUAUUGUGAUCUUGAUAAUUCCAGAUAUCAGAAAAACCGAAUUUAAUAACUAACUAUUUUGUUAUACAUUGCAUAUUCUUCAAAAACUCAUUAAUAAUUCAUGAGGAAAACACAAAGAAAAAUCCUAAGCGUGUCGUAUCUUUAUAUGUGAUAGAGAUUUCCCUUGAUUUACAUAAACUUUAACAUUUUCUCGACAUACACAACGUAUUUUUUUGAAAAUUAUGUCGCCAAUGAACUUACUAGAUCGAUCGUUUUUGAAGCAAUUUAAAACAUCGCGUGUUUUAUACCAGACCUAAAGAUAUACUCGGCUCCGCCUCGUAUCUUUAUAUCUGAUAAAACACUGCCGCGAUGUUUUAAAUAGUACAUUAAACUCCUUCGACAACGUUUAGUUCUAAAAAAGCAGAUACCAUAAAAAUAUAGCUAAUGAUAUAUAUCGACAUUGACAUACUGUAUCAAUAUAAGAAUACAGAACAUAUUAAAUUUACAGAUAAAAAUUAAAUUGUACUAGUCAUAAUUACUCAAAAUAUGUUACUUCGAAGCAACAAUUGGCUACCAAUGUCCCCACGGAUUUGUCUUGCAUUGCAAUAACACACAUAAUAAUAUACAUAAAAAUAUUACUCGACUGUGAUUGGUUGAUUUCAGUGCAGUUAAUCCCAAACAGUAGUGCAAUUUUCUGUAAUCACAGUGCAAUUUUCUGUAAUCACAGUUCAAAAAUUUGUAACAAACUGAUCUGAUUCACAGAGUAGAUACAUAUACAGAGUUAUAACUAGUGUACCCACUUUUUUGUGCGCGUGCUCGGCAAGUUACUAGAUGCAUGCAUCCCAUUGGAUGGCGGCUCGCUUUAACUGCUCGCGGAACGUGCCGAGCACGCGCAGUUGGUCAUUUUUUGCCCGGUAGCCUGAAAGAAAGUGAGUACAUGAAAACGUAAGUUUCCGCAGUGUUUACGACGGCUAUAGGUACAGCUCUGUAUGUAUCUACUCUGUGUCUGAUUGGUGGAAAAACAACGUGAUGAUAAAAUCAACCAAUCAGUUUAAAGCAAAACAAACAUGGCGCCGCGCUACAUAAAGUGAAAGUUGACUUCGGUUGGAAAAUGUGGCUUUUAUCUUUUUUUUUAAAUGGAAAAGCCUUUACCUUAAACAAGACUAACAAAACUUAAAUAGUUGAGUGGAAUUUUCAAGCUGUUAGCGUUGUAUAUAAUGUCAUAUAAUAAAGCCAGGAAAACUUUGCCAGUGGACGGUUCGCUAUCCUAAACGCAAGUUAAAACUACAAUUGUAUAGAACAUUUUUAUGUAAAUUAUUAAUAAGUAAUAGCAUGCAUGGUUUCUCGUGAAAUUUGGAUAAACUCGUCCGCUGGACUCGUGCUAUUUUGAGGUCUUUGAAAAACUAACUCGUUCCUGUUAUAUCCAAAUUGCACUCGAAACCGUACUAUUACCUACCUCUGAUUACCUACAGUAUGCUGAACAAAUCUUGAUUAUUAAAAGAACGAAAUUAUUGAUCGAUUUGGUUAAGUACUGUUCGAUCUUAUCGUAUGGAUUGUAUUAAUAUGGUUAAUGAUUGACCUUUUCUUGGCAAAUUUGUCUAAUUUUGUUUACAUCGUUGCUACCAUCGUUACUAUGCCUAGUUACUAUUGUUCUAGUUGAUACUUUAGAAGCAUAGAAUAAAACAAAGGUAUAACUAUAAGCAUUAGAAUUGUGCACAAGAGUUAUUCACUCAUGUGGAUAAUUCUAAAGUUACCUUUCUUCUAUUCUAUGCUUGUGUAAACCAUACAGUAGAACAAUAGGGUAUAUAAACAAACGUUAUAGCCAAAUUUGUCUAUAACAUUCACAUUCGAAAACAAAAAUGCGUGUCUUGCACAGCUAGCGCAGUUGUAAGAUCCUGCAUAUUAUGUAUCGGCUGGCACAUUUUCUGCAAUAUUGAUGGAGAUAGCUGCGUUUGGACUUCAGUAAACAUUUUAAGAAGUGUCGAGAAUUAGCCUGAAGAGAAAUAAACGGCCUGUUAUUAAACUAAUAUGAUAACCGUUACCAUUUUAUCGUAUUUGUUUCGAUGAAGUGAAGUUUAAAUUGAAAAUGAUGCAUAUGCUCUUUUAAUUUUGUUUUACGGUCUUCUUUGGGAAUGCGUCUGGCCGGGGAAUCAAAUUCUAAUGUUCCAAGAAAGAAACGUCGCGUGUCUUUUAUAAAUAUGCCUCGUUUAAAGCGCACUAGACGAAUUUGUUCGCGCGAAGCGAAAAACAAAUCGUAGCAAUGUGAUGGUCAGCGAAAAAAUUCGCCAUGAAAAAGUUGGAUCAGUUCUUACAUUUUUACUGUUCGCGCGAACAAAUUGGCCUAGGGGAAAAUGGGCUUAAUGAAGGACCAAAGAGUUUCGAUUUGUUUGAAUAUGCAUUCAAGGGUAAAUAAUGCUCGUGAGGUUAUACCGGCGGCGUUGCAGGCAGGUCUCUGAAAACGAACGUAUACUUUCUGACUAUAGUGUGUCUAAACACAGGUUAUUGCUGUAUUAAUAUUUGAUAGACCAUUUUUGGCUAAUUCUCGACACAAAAUGUUUAUUCAAGUUUAAACGCAACUAUCUCGGUCAAUAUAUAGUGCAUGAAAAUACACAUGGCGUAUAUCAAAAUUUAAGUUAUAGACAUUACUGAAUGCAAUGCAUCUUGUUUAAGUAUAAUAGCUCUUUUAGUUUUUAAGUUAUACUAAAUCAAACAGAUGAACUUUUUUGCAUCACCCGGUAUAUAAUGUCCAAAUUCUUUUAGGUCUGAAGCGAAACUAAUGUUUUCUUGUGGUAAUGAUGGUUCGAUAAUUGCCUGGGGAUCUGGAGGAGCUGUUCAUGACCAAGUGAAUGUAGGUAUCACAUAUAAUUCGUAUGGGCGAGGUCGUAUAUACGCGUAUAUAGUCGUGGAAAUUCAUUGAAUGGUAUAUAAGAUAUUGAAAAUUAUAGCUCCACAAUUAAUUUACUAGAGCUACGCAUGCAUUGAUUCCAGUAGAUGAUUUAGAGUGACGAGAAGAUCCUUUCCCAUACGUACUGGCAAUUUGAAAUCUAAAACGAAAAACAUGAAACUAUAUAGGCAAGGCAUUUAAUACUAACUUUAUUGAUUCAAUGGUAUUACUGCUCUAUGUUAACUGGAGGUUGAAAUGGUGUCCGGUAGUAUAUAUAGUCUUAUAUUAAAAUUAUUCACUCGGGGAAUGUUGGGAGAAAACUCGAGAAGCGUAUAAAAUACUCGGCUACGCCUCGCGUUUACACGCUUCUUUCAUAUCCUCCCAACAUUCCCCUCGUGCAUUAUCACACCAUAAACGCACGCGACUCGUUUUCUAUUUCUGAAUUAUUUGUUUUUAUGAUUUUCUAUAGAUAGGCGUACCAAUUUAUGGAAUGGCAUGGCAUUCACGAAGGAACCAAUUGAUUGCUUGUGCCGGAACAACUGUUCGAGUAUUUUCAAUGAAAGAUCCUGGUAAAUAUUUUCCUAUUUCCCCCCAAUAAACAGUGCUGUAUGUAAUAUCCUCUAAUGUCUAGCUAAAAAAAUAUUUGUUUCUGCAUCAUGUAGCUGAACAAACAAUUAAAAUAGGGCAGAGGCUCGCUUUUUUAAAAUAAUAAAUUAAUUAUAUAAAUAAAAAUUAUUAUAAAAAUUGAUAUUGUUUUGCUUUAUUAUACUUACCAUUAUUAUUUAUAUAUUUUUUAUAUUUAUUUUUUUAUAUAAAUUUGUAAAAUGUGUAAGCGAGUGGAAUGUGUGGGCGAGCUUGAAAAUCUCCGUCCCGCACUUUAAGAAAAUGAGCUUAAAUUGUGCGCAUCUGAAAAUGAGCUUAAAUUGCGCGCAUCCGAAAAAAUGCGACCAGUUGACUUGUCGCAAGUCUACCCGAAGACGAAUACACACGCCCCAAAUUUUCCAGCUGUAGUACGUACUAAGAGCAAGGAUUUAGGAUUUUAUUAGGAUUCGCACAUUUCAGUAUACACAAAUACACAAAAUACAUAAAAUAUAACAGAAAACUAAAUACCAUAGACUACAUUAUAAGCGGUUAUAUGAUUUCCAUGGGAAAAUAUACGUUAACGAUUUUUAAAAAUGUUCUGAAAAAUCGUUCGUUGUCCGUUAGUCGUUUAAACACUUCAGCGUUCCGUUGAAACGAUUUGGGAGAUCGUUCAGAAUUCUUAAUGAACCGUUAAAACGGUUCAAUGUUACUAAACCGUUUGAACGAUUGGCAAAAAAGUAAAAAUAUACGUUCAUGAAGUUGUUUAAAGGCUUACAGAAAAUCUUUACAAUGUUUAAGGCUUUGUAUAGGCGUUUUAUCUUAAAUAUUGUUGCAAUUUUAUUGGAGUAUUUGGACAUUUCAAGUAUACUUCAAGUGCCCUAUACUUCACUAUCGCACUGCUUUUAUUAUUUACUGUAACUUUUUAAUUUCUCAAAUUUCAACAGCCUCAAGAGCCACGUCACAAAAAAACGUCGCAACAAUCGCUUUGCUUAGCUCGAAGUAAUAAAUUUUUAGUGACCUUUUAAAACGUUCGAAGCAUAGAUGCAUGGCUGUGUCACUAUAACUAUAUACCUAUUUUAAUAUAUUAUUAAAUGAACGGAACCAACAGCAUGUUUUUAACAGCACGUUUUAACGUGUCGAUUAAGACUUUUAAUUAUAAUUUAAAAAGAAAACUUAUUAAUGCUUUAAUCUUUAACUAUAGGGAAGGAAUUAGGUCACGUCAUUGAUACCAAAGGUCAGUGCACAAUAGUUUUUCUUCCAUCUUUUUAGCAGUUGGCCAAAUAAUCUUCUUUGUUACCCUAUACAGGGUGUAUAAAAAAAAACUGAACAGAUUUAAAAUUGCUCUCAAUUUCGCAAAACACCUAUUUGUAUCCGGUUUUUUAUAUAUAUGGCCUCUUUGGGUACUUAUAAUGUAGAAUAAUGAGAAAAAUUUCUCGAACUCAAAUUUUGUGAACCAGGGGGGUGUGUCUUUUCCAACAAAUUAAAAAUGGCUCGCGCACAAAAUUUAAAAGCUGCAAUCAUAUUUUGAGUUAACAGAUGGAAAAUUUGUCGGGUUUUUAAUUACUGUACAAAAUUUCAGACAAUUUGGUUUAGUUUAAGCCCCUUAACUAUUCAUGCAAAGUUACAUUUUUCCUAAAAAUCAGCUAUUUGCAUGCUUAAUUAAUGCAUUUGCCUAAUUUGCAUAUGUCAGCAAUAUGCAAAUUAGGUAAAGGCAUUAAUUAAGCAUGCGAAAGGCUGACUUUUUAGAACAAAAUGAAUAGUUAAAGGGCUUAAACUAAACCAAAUUGUCUGAAAUUUUGUACAGUAAUUAAAAACCCGACAAAUUUUCCAUCUAUUAACUCAAAAUAUGAUUACAGCUUUUAAAUUUUGUGCGCGAGCCAUUUUUAGUUUGUUGGAAAAGACACACCCCCCUGGUUCACAAAAUUUGAGUUCGAGAAAUUUUUUUCAUUAUUCUACAUUAUAAGUACCCAAAGAAGCUAUGUAUAUAAAAAACCGGAUACAAAUUGGUGUUUUGCGAAAUUGAGAGCAAUUUCAAAUCUGUUCAGUUUUUUUUUAUACACCCUGUAUAGCUAAAGUGAAUGCCAGAUUGGCUGAUUUGUGGUCACAUGGCUUGAGAUAAAUGCAAUGUAUCCCGUCGGGCAACAAGUGAAGAAAUGUUGCCCGCCCCGACCGGUUAUGUACAUAAAUAAACAAAAUGGCGGUGCAACCCGCAAGUUUAUCAACUAGAUCUUUCUAAGAUAAUUUAAAGAGUAUAUGCAGAAUCUAACUACUAUAUAAACAGUUUUUUUGUGUCUCUUUUACUGAUAAAACUUUACCAUAAGAAUGCGCCUCAUCUUUGAUAUCAGUGGGAGGUCCAGCCAUGAAACAUAGUAACACGCCCGCAAUCACGGAUUGACUUUUCACUCCACUAGUUUUCCUUCACCCUAUAGUUGCUCGGGUAAUUUAAUUAACCGUAAAAGUUUGAUUCGCUGUGGGUGCAUUAUUGUACUCACGUUUCUCGAUCAACUUUUUUUCCAGUGUAUAUAUGUAUUAUACAGUGUGUAUAAAAAAACCUGAACCUUUCAAAUUCAAAUUAGCUAUAACGUAGUGUAGUAAUUUGACAACUCUAAUUGCUUUGAAUUAAUGGUUGGGUAAGAACACAAGGUCUUGUACUCAUGGGACGAAACUCAAAGAAAUAAAAAUUAGAAAAUUUAAAAGUUUUUAAGAGUUUUCUCCCAUGAGUACAAGACCUUGAGUUCUUACCCAACCAUUAAUUCAAAGCAAUUAGAGCUGUCAAAUUACUACAAUACGUUAUAGCUAAUUUGAAUUUGAAAGCGUUCAGUUUUUUUUAUACACCCUGUAUAAUGUAAUUGAAAAAAGAAUUUUCCUUUCUCACGCUCUAUGUACGAUUCCAGAAAGCAUUGGUGUAUGUAAUGUAAACGAACAAUAUGUUCAAAUGUUGUUUACAGCUUAUAUAGGCCGUGAGCAUGUUGACAUAGUGAAGUGUAUAGCAACUCUGGAGACAAGAGUUUACAGCGCCGGGUAAGUUGGCAUGACACUUGAGUAUUCAGGCCUUGCGAGUGGCAUCACAACACCUAAUUUUGGCGUAGUUGAUUUUUUCGUGCGGCAAAUUUCUGAAUCUAAGGCCGAAUCAAUCACAGGGGGUUCAACUAAGAGCUGUGUUAUGAAUAUGAAUAAAACGUCAUAUUAAUUAAACGUAAUAUGAAUAAAACAUCAUAACGUAAUUUAGUAUAAUUACAUAGGUGAUUAUUGAAAAUUCUCCACGCUGAUUGGUUGCCGUUGAGGUGAUUAUUACGCGAUAAUCACCUAAGCGAUUUUCAAAAUGGCGGCCGAAGCCUUUUUGUCAAUUAAAUGACGAAGAAAUGUGCAUUUUCUUAUUUUUUCCAAAUAAUCACCUAUGAAAUUAUACUAAAACAAUUAUUCACCUCAGGCUCGGUGAUUAUCGUGAAUAAAAACCUCGACUUCGUCUCGGUUUUUAUUCACCGAUAAUCACCUCGCCUUCGGCGAAUAAUUGUUAAAUAUUUAAAUUAUUUCACUUACUUGUAUAAAUCAUAAGAGCUUGCAUUUACAGUGAAUAGCUUCAAACAUUGCUUCGAACGAUGAUUCACAACAUAAACAAUCAGUGCCGUAGCCAGCUCGAUAUUUGGGGGGGGGGGGGCAGAUAUUCAUAUAUUCGUGUUCUGCGUUAUUAAUUUCUUUUGAAAUCGAUUGUUUUUAUGGUCUGUGAACACGAAUAUAUGAAUAUCUGUCCCCCCCCCCCAGUUAUCGAGCUGGCUACGGCACUGUAAACAACAUAGUUUGCUAUUGUUCAAAUAUGGCGAAUAAAUUGACAAAACGAAAAUAUUACAUGGCGUUUACAUGGCGUUCCAACGAAAAUAACAGCAAGGAUUGCGGGCGCGCGAGCGGAAAGGCGAGGGGAGAAAUUUAAUAUAAUAGAAGGGAUGAAACAAAUAUCACGUGACUUUUUAAAAUGCUUCUAGACUGCCCGUGUAAUCUUUCUGUGUUUUUUUUAGGGGUCAGUUAUGUUCUCUUACAUGAACAAGCCUAGUCAUUACCAAAAAAGCACUGAUCAAUCUGAUUUAUGUGAUUUAUAACAGCGAACAUUCUUAGCCGUUUUCGCGAGAUGUGUUCCAUAAGUAGCCUGUUCUCGUGACGUAAUGACUAAAUAAUAAUAAAACUAAAUAAUGUAAAAAAAACGUUGGUCGCUACAUUUAAAUAUUUCAUAUUAGCCGGUAGCUAACAUUGUUUAUUUUCAUUAAUUAAGCGCGUAAGCGUUGUUGGAGUUGGCAGGAGACGUUUUGGAAUUUUCCGAGAGAACAGGCUACUUAUGGAAUACAUCAAACGAUCGCAUUACCGGUGUUUCAUCCCUUUUAAUAUUUAUUACCCUCGCCUUUCCGCUCGCGCGCGCGCAAUCGUUGCUGUUAUUUUUGUUGGAACGCCAUGUAAUAUUUUCGUUUUGUCAAUUUAUUCGCCAUAUUUGAACAAUAGCAAACUAUGUUGUUUAUGUUGUGAAUCAUCGUGAUCGUUCGAAGCAAUGUUUGAAGCUAUUUAACUGUAAAUGCAAGCUCUUAUGAAUUAUACAAGUAAGUGCAAUAAUUUAAAUAUAUUACGUUAUGAUGUUUUAUUCAUAUUACGUUUAAUUAAUAUGAUGUUUUAUUCAUAUUCAUAAACAGCUCUUAGUUGGACCCCCUGUGGAUCAAUUCGGACGAAUUCCAUCACAGCUAACCGUACGAAUUCGAAACCAAAUAAAAUUAGGUCUCAGAUGGGCAGCACAACAUUGUUCAAUCCUAUUAAACAGCUGGCUCAUAAAUUUUACGCGUGUUUAGACGGCGCCAUGUGAACAGUGGAACCGGUCUUUUUCAAGAUCAUUUUGCACCGUAGAGGAUUGGGAUUGAGACUGACUGAGACCAUCUGCGCACGAGUACGUAAAUACUUCCGGGUUCUAGAAUUCAUCCUGUUCCGUGUGGAUACUUUUCGUCUCGUAAUUAAUUCGGUUCCGUGUGAACAUGCAGAACCGGACGAAUUUGCAAUUGAGUACAGUUCCGAAUUCAUUCAGUCCCGUGUGAACGUAGACUAAAUAACACUUUCACUGAAUCAAUUAACGGGCAGAACCUUCCAAGUUUACUCCGACAGAGCCCCCAUAUAUAUUAUCGCUUUUUUACUUGCUCCAUACGGAUUCAGAAACUAAGACCAUUUUCUGAUUUCCUCUGCUAUCCAUAGAGGCCUCCAUUAUCUUCGCCUCCUAAAAUCGCGGAUUUUUUAGCGUGACGCAAUAUUCUCGCUUAUCUGCAAGAUCUAAAUAACAUUACCAUUAGUCAGGCAAAUAUAGAGGAACAAAAAUUAUGGAAAACUUACCAUAGCGAGGGGCAAUUCCAUUUUACCUUCAUGUUGAGCCCAGAGCCCUGAAGGCUAGUAAGUACGUUUCUGUACGUCGGCGGCGUUAAAAUUUCUCGUGGGCCCUGCCGACACGUUUUUCUUUGAAUUUUGUAUUAAACUCUAUUACAGUUAAAAAAUGUGAAAUUUCAAAUACAUUUUUAACAACCAACAAAAACUUACAUCAUUUGAAAGCUUGCAAAAAACUACAUGUAAGACAUUUAAACGGUUACCAGGGUUUUCAAGUUCGUCUUGAGUUAUAUGAGCUAUUGAAAGCGUGUUUUCAGACUAGUACCCAGGAUUUUUGCGAGAUUUUGGCUUAUUUUUCACAUUUGGAACAGCAUGCAAUAACUCGAAAACCACUUAAAAAUCCCAGCUAAUCAUUUAAAUGUCUUAUAUGUAGUUUUUUUGUAAGCUUUCUAUUGAUGCACGUCAUUUGUAUUAGAAAUGUAUCUGAAAUUUAACAUUUUUUAACGAUAACAUAGUUUAAUACAAAAUUCGAAGAAAAACAUGUCGGCAAGAGCCUACAAGAUAUUUUAACGGCGCCGACAUACAGAAAAGUACUUACCAGCCUUUAGGACACAAGAUGAAGGAAAAAUAGAAUUGCCCCUCGAUGAUCAUGGUGAUUUUUUUCCCUUCUAUAUCUGCCUGACUACAUUCCUAGCCUGCGUAGCAGACGGUAUUAGCGGGACGCGAAGGCGGGAAGCGAUAUUUAAUUAGCAGUCUAAAAAGCGUAAUGAAAUAUUUAAUAACUUAUUUUGCUGUGGGUUUUUCUCAGUUUUGAUAGAACCCUUAUUGUUUACGAGUCAUUAUCAUAUCCUGGUGCUAGAGGAUUGAAAGUCGCUAUGUGGUGUGUAAAUUUAAUAGCAGUUGCGCAACUUGCGCAGCCUUUAAUCUGCAAUCAGGGCUCGGUUGUUCAAGGGUGGAUUAGCACUAACCCUGCCCUGGGUUUAAAUUUUUAACCUGCUGUUUUUGUUUGUGUAUAUUUCUGCAUAAUAUCUAUAUUUAUUUCAAAACUUUGGAAAAUAAAACUUCUGUUGAUCCAAACAAGAUUAGUCUACAAAAAACAUUUCCAUAUUUACAAACAAACUGUUGGGAAGAUUACUUCGAAGAAUUUGUUAAGCCAGGGUUAAGCUAACCGACUUUUGAACAACUGGCCCUCAUUUGAGUUCAUUCGAAAUGUCUAUAUGACGAAUAUGUCAUUUCGUUUUAUUUUGUUACAGUAUUAAAGAAGCUCAUGAGGCAGGGAUUACGUGCUUGUCAGUUACUCGGGAUUCUGACAAUAAUACCUGGUAAGAUAUUGUGCUGGAUAUACAUCAAUGCAGAAACCCCUCGCCUUGCUGGCAAAACCACUAUAUUUUCCGAACAUAAAGUAUUUGAAGUAGUUGUCAUGGUAACACGAUAAUUUUAUUAAGAAUAUUUUUAAAAUUGAAAACCCCCCUAAAGAUAGCACUUUUACAAAAUUAUCAAUUUUCCAAAAAAUAUAUAUGUUAGGUAUGCUAUUAAAUAUAUACGUAGCUAAUAUAAACUUCUGUUUAAUGUCAAAUUCAUCCACAAACGCUUCGCAAAACGUUUUAAAAAAAGUUUAAAAAAAAACGUUCGAAUAUCGUUGGUUUUCCAUAUGGAGUCAAGUUACUGCUGUUGUGUUCUGAGCAUCCCAGCCGGGAUUCAAACGUAUAUAUUAGCGCUCUAACCACUGACGGCUAGGGGGAUCGCCCGCUUGCGACACUUAGCAUUAUUAUGCAUACAGCCAACGCGGAAUGUCGAAUCCACAAAUACGAUGAGCUUUACAUGCUUGUAGGCUGACCAAACUCGUCGUAUUUGUAGAUUGGAUAUCGCGCGUUGGGUUUAUGCAUCGUCAUUCUGAGUGUCUCAAUCGGGCGAUCACUACAGCUGAGUGGUUAGAGCGAGGGUACGUGUAUAACCAGGGAUCUUUGGGUUCGAUUCUGGGUUGGAGCGCUCGGAAAACAAUGCAUUGAAUGUAUCAGCAGAUGAUUGGACUCCACUUGGAAAACGAAAGUUAUACGUGUAUAUCUUCACUGCUGAGGGUAACAAGCAAUGUUCAGCUGGUUAAUAUUCCUUGCUAAUACCACUAGAAAUACAUGCAUGCAGCUGCAGUAUUGCAAUCAGUAUUUUCCAAACAUUGAUUUAACUUGAAGUAUUAGCCAUUGGCCAUGCAGCAAUGAGCGCAGUAUAUUUUAAAAAUAUUUUUUGUACAAAAACGACAAAAAUAGUACUUAUACCUAUUAUACAACAAUGAAUUUCCGAAAUAUAUACUGUGGGUAUUUCAUUUUGCAUUUUGUGAGCUUUAUUUUAAAGUGAACGCUUCGUAAAAUUUUUGAAAUGUUCAUUUUACCAAACUGCUUUUUCCGAUAAACUGUUUUUACUUAAUAAAACAAGAUAAUAAGUUCUUUGAAUGUUUGCAUGGCGAUAAAAUAUAAUUGUUUUUGUUUGUGGAAACACCACGUAAAUUUACGUGGUGUUUCCACAAACAAAAAAAAUUAAAACAAGAUAAGUUCCAAUUGUUGCGUAUAAUUUCAGUGCGGUCUUCAAAUCCGGUCCUUUACAUUGAAAGUUGUUUUUUAUCUUAAAUUAAACAGCGUCAGGGUAAUUUGCUAAUUUAGGGAACUUAUGGCUUCAUUGAAAGGAAAACAGUGCAUGUUUUAAUUUAGGCAAAAUAUUAGGGCAACAAAAUUCAUAAAUAUUAAACAUUCAGAGCAAAUUUGCCUAUACUUCACGAUUUCCGAUAGUAAACCAAAUCUUCAAACAAAAAUUUCUUCAAAGCUCAUUGUAUGAAACGAGUUCCCAAAUAUAUAUCAUAUUUUUGAAUUUGAAAUCUUGCUUAUCUCACUCCUGGCAAACAGCCGUAUUUUUGAGAUCAGUGUGGAGGUUCACCCGUCGUGUGGUUGUGGUGUUGAACUCAGGUGUUUAAUUUGUUGCCGAUGUUAGUCCGAGUUUGUUCACACCGGGAAAAACUGAAAAAAUCUUUGCCAGCGUUGGGAAUCUAAGUAGUUCAAAACGUUCUGAAACUCAUCAGAAAAAGUGGAGCAAGCUAUAUCUUUUAAGUCACAUUGUCAUUGCAAACGAUGUUUGCUUGAAAAUUGGCAUAUUAUAUUCAAAAAGAUGCCUUAAUCCUUUAUCCGUUUUCAGAUCAGUGAAUAGAAUAGACCGUUUCUGAUAUCAGCUUCCUAAGUAUGUAAAUUGAUUGUCCUCUCAAAAGUUCGAGGGAUUACAUGCAUCCUCCACCAUGCAGUCUUUGCCUUCUUGUAUUUUCCCCUUCAUAUCAAAAUCAGAUAACCCAUGCAUGCAUGUUCGAAAUUGAGCUGGUCAAUUUAGUAACUAUCGACAUGUCAUUAGUGAUUAGUUUCUUCGGUUAAAUCAAAUGUUUAGGUUGUUUACUGGUUCGUUUGACAAAACUGUCAAGAUAUGGACUCCAGAUGGACAAAUUAUGCAUAAAUUUGAUGGAUUUAGGUGAGUUGGAACCAGUGAACUCUAAGGGAACUGGAACGAUAACUUGGCGGCCAUCUUUGAAGCCACUCAUGACGGCCGCCAUGUACGUAUGGAGUGGAAAAUACGACACCGAAAAGAUGUGUGUUUUCGACCACUAAAUAGCUGUAUUUUAACAAGGAAAAAAGCUAAAAACUUUCAACAAUACCUGAAAUUUAAUACAAAACAUGUUUCCAGAACCUACAGCAGUUAUAAAGUUCUUUUUUCAGGAGCCAAAGUGCGAAGUUUUUUUCGGCACGUUCAAACUUGUGUAAUAUUUUGAAUAUCAAGCUGUUACCCAGGACGUUUUUGCUGUUAGUGGAUGUAAAAUACUUAGAACUAUCCAGGAAACUAGGUUUGAAUCUUUUAAGUUGAAGCCUGUUGAUAAAAAAGUGCUUUUUCUUGCUGAUUUUCGCUCAAAAACAAACUUUUGACUGAAUUUCCCCGCUCCUCGAAACUCUCCCCAGUCCUUUCGAAAGUCAAUUUAUUGCUCGCUGAGCUCGCGAGAAGCGCCAUCUUGGCUUCAGGCAAGUAUGGGCAUGUUUAUCUGCAGUUAGCGUUCCAGUGUUAUUACAGUUCACUGGUUGGAACUAACCAUAUGUAUCUGAUGUACGUUUAUAUGGAUUAAUUGUAAAACGUGUGUUUGGGUAUUAGUUAAAUUACGAAGUUAUGAACUUAUUAGAAGUUAGCCAGCGCAAAUUAGCAAUAAAUUUACUUUCUGAUAAAAAAAAACUUUAAAACGUUCUUAAUAUACAGUACUUUACAAUUAUUUGAAGUAUUGAAAUUUUGUUUUCCUUUGAUGUAGUUCAGUAAUAACAGGACUUGUUUAUGUUCGCCCAGCAAAGACAAUAUGGAUAUCCGCAGGCGUGUCUGAAGCACCCAUUUACGAUCCAAAAUCUGGCGAAAACGUACGUAAAACACUUGAUAACUUUGUAUAGAUAUUCAAUCCAUCGCUAUAACCAUGAAUCCAUCAGCACUCAUUUUCUCGACAAAAAAGGAGUAAACGGUUACCUCACUAAACAUUCAGUAAACUAUACACUUCCCAUAUACUUUUUAUUUUAAUUCAACUUUACGAAAAUGAAAACAAAUAUUCAUUUUCACUUAUUGGAAAAGAACUUUUAUAUGGUACUUCAAACACUCAUUAAUAAUUCAUAAGCUUAUUGGCAAAUCAUGUCAACCAUAAUAUGUCACGUGCAGUGGCUUUAAACCUGAUAAAACACUCCUAAUUAGUAUUCUUUAUAUAAAGAAUACUAAUAAGGCAGUAUCUAUUGUUGUUGUGUCCUCAUUAGUAUUUUUUAUAUAAAGAAUACUAAUAAGGCGGUAUAUCUAUUGAAUUUUAGUCGUGUUUGAAGCCGUUUAAUAAACUCGCAGGUCGUGUUUUAUUAGGUCUAAAGCCACUCGCGCUGCGCGCUCGUGUCUUUAAACCUAAUAAAACACUCCUGCUCGUUUAUUAAACAGUACUUCAAACACUCAUUAAUAAUUCAUAAGCUUAUUGGCAAAUCAUGUCAACCAUAAUGUGUCACGUGCAGUGGCUUUAAACCUGAUAAAACACUCCCAAUUAGUAUUCUUUAUAUAAAGAAUACUAAUAAGGCAGUAUCUAUUGUAGCCGUGUCCUCAUUAGUAUUCUUUAUAUAAAGAAUACUAAUAAAGCAGUAUUUCUAUUGAAUUUCUGGUCGUGUUUGAAGCCGUUUAAUAAACUCGCAGGUCGUGUUUUAUUAGGUCUAAAGCCACUCGCGCUGCGUGCUCGUGGCUUUAAUCCUAAUAAAACACUCCUGCUCGUUUAUUAAACAUUACUGCAUGUAUAUAAUUUAUAAAGAUCCUUUACAUCAUUUAGUUUUCGAAAUAAUUUCGACCAAAAAAGCGUGCAGGCAGCCAUCUUGGUUUGUUGUACAACAUGCAUGACGUUCAAUAUACAAAUGGGGUAAUGGGGAAUAUUUUUUCUGUCUACCACAUUCCAUUAUGAGCCUGAAAUUCGAAUUUUUCAGACUUUUUCCAGUUCCAAUUGGCCCAGAACAUAUCAACAAACUUCCUGUCGUUGAAAUGCAGUCAACCCCAUAGUAAUUUUAAUAGGUUACCUCUGUUGUGACGUCACCAAAAUAUGGAAACACGACAGAGGGCUACAUGCUGUUUCUGGUCAAAAUAUCUCUAAGACCAGGCAAAAUUGAUCAUAUAUAUCAUUUUAAAAGUUCUUAUAUACAAAUGAUACGAAGUGAACUUAAUUUUUACUGUCAUUGUAUACCCUUUAAAUUUACAUGAAGUAUAUCCUUUAAAUACGACAAACAUGGCUCUGUGUCUGAACGUGCGUUGCCGUUAAGUUGCAAGGGAAAUUGUCUCGAGCCGUGUAAGAUCAUGGUCUUGAGAAUUUCUUUGUUUUGAAAGCGCAUCGUCGGUUAAAAGAAUACAUCAUUUUAUAACAAAUACAUCACUUUCAAUUGGCGCUAUAUUUUGCUAUAGUCCUGUUUUUCUUUUAUAAUGACAGUCAGUUUCCAUUUCUUUCACAUUGUAUAUAUAUAUAUAUAUAUGAUUUCAUGUUCUCGUAGUAUAUGUCAGUAAAUGAGACAUGCAAUUGAACUAGUUGACUAAGUAAUGCCGUUUUGUUAGGUUUCAGAUUUUAUUGGAACGUUUCACACGCCAAAUGAAAAUAUACCACUGGAAUUGCUGACUUUUAUUCCAGAGCUAGGACAAGUUAUAGGUUUGUACUCGUUGGUAAUUAUCUUAUACGGUCGGACAUGUCAGGAUUGUAUAUCAUAUGUAAGUUUUCAAGUAGUUUAUUUUAAAUUUGUAUAGGUACUAAUAUUCGAAGACAACUCAUACUUUGGAAAUUCAACCCUUCAGGAUGCCUUACUACUUUGAGACACAAUUGUCCGGUAGAAUCGCUUGCAUACAGUAAGUUAAAACGGCGAAAUAUUCGUUGUAGGUUGGUGGUUGGUGACUUAAAUAUAGACAUGCAUGGGAUUUUUUCCAUGGCAGAUCAGAGUGGUGUUAUUACGUUACAAGAUUUGCGUCCAUGCCCUAUACAAGCAUAAUAACUAUAUUGGUAUAAUAACUAUUUUGGUUCCCCCCUUUCCUUUACAAUAAAUUUUAAGGUACCCCCUAUAACUACCGUAUAUAUCAUGCACUUCACAAAAGACAUACAAUUAAUGUACUAUGUUGUGCACAGUGAAUGAGUAACACAUGUACUUCUGCAGCUAUUGCAAUUUAUAUAUGCAUAUAUUUAUAUAUACGGUGCUACAAUGUACAAUUCACACUAUAUUAAAUGCACAUAUUUCCUUUUGUGUGCAACUAUAAACUUUGUACAGCAUGGACAGAGAGCAGAAAAGAAAGCUAGUUAUUAUGUAUUAAUAUUUAAAACACCAAGAGCAAUCUUUUAUCAGAUUUAUAACACGAGGCAAUACCCAAGUGUUUUAAUAGAUCUGAUGAAACAUGUGCUGUGAGUGUUUUGAAUAGCUUCAGAAACGAUCUAUUUGAUCUAGUAAUUUUGAAAAUCAGAAUUGUCUAUAACAGGAGAAAUUCAAAGAUGAAGUUUAUGUAAAUCUGAUUUUCUUUUCGUUUUUUCCCUCAUCAAUUAUUAACGAGUUUUUGACAUUUAUAGAUGCAUCUUUCAAUUUCAGGUCCCCCCAUAAUUUGGUUUACCAGAAUUGCAGUGCCCCUUUUUUCAUCUGGAAAAAUCUCAGAUCCCCCAGUUUCUCACCCAUAUCCCACCCCCUCCAUAAAUAAUGAACGGUCCCUUAGUCUCGGUUCAAUUAUAUUAUCAGUAUUGCAAUCAAUUGAUAUUUCCGGUAUAACGUUUCUGUGUUCUAAAUAACAGUUCGCAACACAGAUCUGAAUACUAGGACUGAAUAGAAUUGGUGAUCAGUGGCUUCUCUUUCGUCGUACAUUUGCCGUUGAAUAACUAGUGAGGUCAUAUACCAUCUGGUGGUCUCAUUCUAGUGUCUAAAGUGUUCAAAAACUCAUUAGAAUUAAGGGGUGUGGGAAACUAUACUUUUCUAGUUGCAAAUGCAAAUGCAGAGACAUUUGCUUGAUACUAAAACUCAUUUAGACGCUUAAUUAAGGUGGCUCUCAACAGUUUUGAUUGUACAGCACCCAAUUGUAUUAAAAAAACCCAUAAUAUUAUCAUCUUACAAAGUGUGAUCACGAAACUCGGCCACAUAACUGCAACAAUAUCGCGAAUUACGAAAAAUAAAAAAUGUCCUUAAAAAUCCCCGUUGCCAUGGUAACAAAGCGAUUUCAAAAACGACCAAUUUGCAGAUUCUUUGAUCAUUUUUUGAAAAUUUCUUCGGGAAAAUUUUUUAAUUUUUUGGACACAGUAAUCUUAUCUAUGAUUCCUUCAAAUGAUAGCUUUUAAAAAAAUCGUACGAGAAUUUUUUUUAAUCCUCAAAAAGGCCUGUUUUUUGAAUAAAAAACAAAUUCGGCUCGUACGAUUUUCUUAAAACUUGCACAUUUUACGCACUUCAAGAUUACAGGAAAGUGUGAAGUUUUAAAAAAUUUUACCGAAGGAAACACGAGAAAAAUACAUUUAUUUUUAUCCAUGUGACGUCACAAAAAUCAGGAUUUCAAUUUCCUCGCGAGACCAGCCGACAAUCUCACGAAGGCCCGCGCGCGUAUAUCGCGACGCAAUUUUAAAAAAACCGCCACGCGUGCAACGUCGACCACGCGUGUUGCGUGUAGCACUAAUAAUCUCGUGCGUGGACAAAAUUUCCACGAUACAGACCUAAAACAGUAGGGAGCCACCUUAAGCUGGCUCGAUAUAGUUAUCACAAAAACCCUGCUCAAGAAUCGCGAACUCAAAACCAGGUGACCAUUUUUGCGCGCAGGUUGCGGAAACUGAUUAAAAAAAUGAAAGAACUUCCAAAAUAACCUGACGUGAGCAGUUUCUCGCGCCAUCUCACGCCAUUGCGCGUGUUCUAGCGUUUUGUGUCAAUUGCUGACGUCAUUAGAAUUUUUUAUUUUAGAAAAACAAUGCGCUAUAUCUCUUUAUUUUGUCUGGUGACCUAUGUUCGAAUUUUGCACGCUGUAUUGCACUGCUAAAGACUUUCAUUCUACAAAAAAUAAAAAAAUUCUGUAAUGCCAAAAAUUUUACCGAGGAAUAUGACAUUUUCCCAUUUUCCAAAAAAUGACAUUGCAGAUUUUUUUUAUUUUCCUAAUUGUUAGCUUUUCGUCCAAGUAAAAUAAUGCACGAACACAAAUUGGGGGUCACCAUGCUUCUUUUCCAACUAUACGAGGGGAUAGGCCAUUCUGGAGUGAAUUUCGUACACGUAUGUCGUCAUAGCAACAAACUAUUUGCUACUAAAACUAAUAUAAUUUGAAAGUAGAGAUAUGAAAAUAUAAAAAAAAACAAUGUCUGCUGAGUAAAUCCUAAAAAUGCGUAGUUUGAAGAUGUCAAAGUGCUGAACACCUGAUUUUUUGAAAAUUGUAUCGAGCCAACUUUUAAAAUAAUCGAUUUGUAAAGACUUUGACAGAUUAAGAAAUCUUCUUUUCAUUAUAUAAAUAAUAAUGCAUUCCGGCUAGCUGAAUACAAAAUAAUGCUCUAUAUCAAGUCCUUGGUUUAGAUCAAUUGUUCGCGUUCAUUGACAGGAAACUAUUACAUUCUGAUACGCAAUAUGUUUAGCUUGUGAAAUUUCUCUUCUUGUCUUUCAGCUCCUAAGGUGCCUUUGCUAAUAUUCAGUGGUGGCAGCGAUGGAAAUGUGACAAAGUGGGAGAGACUUCAAGCCAGUAACUUUAUUUACAGGUAAAGAAGUUCAUAGAGAAAAUAGUGAUAGAUGCAUUUCAUUUUUCGCCCACCCCGGACCUUGAAAAAAUUUGAAAAUUUUUCGCCCUCCCCGGACCUUGAAAAAAUUUUCAUUUUUUCACCCACCCCGGACCUUGAAAAAAUUUUCAUUUUUUCGGCCACCCCGGACCUUGAAAAUUUUUUCAUUUUUUCGCCCAGCCCGGACCUUGAAAAAAUUUGA